This is a messenger RNA of Spodoptera frugiperda (fall armyworm), 1021 nucleotides long. Its product is annotated as cuticle protein 16.5-like. Bases 130 to 930 code for a protein of 266 amino acids. The transcript has a single exon. Lineage: Eukaryota; Metazoa; Arthropoda; Insecta; Lepidoptera; Noctuidae. The record is from RefSeq and is a predicted model, not a curated record.
UGAAAUUGCUUUACCUUUAACUUAUAUCCGGUCAGUAUAAAUACACGAGUGCGCUGGUCAAAAUUAUCAGUCGACCGUCUGCGGUUUGAAGUGAUCUAUUCGUCAGAAAAAACACAGACCACGUUCACAAUGAAAUCGAUGGUGGUGUUAUUCGCUGUGUGCGCCGUGGCGUGCGGCUCCCUGGUGCCGCUGGCGCAGCCUCCUCAUCACCCCGCCGUCGUGCUGGACCCGCACGGCCGCCCGCUCGACACCGCCGAGGUGAUCAACGCCCGCGCCCUCCACCUGCAGGCUAAGGCCCUGGAUGGACACUACGCUCCCCUCGCGCACGCUGCCGUCGUGCCUGUUGCCCACUCCGUGGUAGCCGCUCCCGCUGUGGUCGCCGCUCCCGCCGCCGUGUCCCACCAGUCCCGUGUGGAUGUGCGCACCAGCCCCGCCAUCGUGAGCCACGCCGUCGCUGCUCCCGUAGUAGCCCACGGUGUCUACUCCGCUCCCCUGCUGGCCCACUCCGCUCUCGGCUACGCCGGUCACGGACACUACCUGAAGAAGCGCUCCCUGGGACACCUCGCCUACGCCGCUCCCGUCGUCGCCCACGUAGCUCCCUCCGCGGUGUCGCACCAGUCCCGCGUGGACGUCGUCUCCAGCCCCGCUGUGGUGUCUCACGCCGUCGCUCCCGUAGUGUCCCACGCCUACGCCGCCCCCGUGGUGGCUCACGCUGCCCCCGUUGUCGCCGUAGCCCCCGCUGCCGUGUCCCACCAGUCCCGUGUUGAUGUGCGCACCAGCCCCGCUGUUGUGUCUCACGCUGUCGCUCCCCUCGUCGCCGCCGCUCCCGUCUACGCCUCCGCCUACGGCGCUCACGGAUACGCUGCGUACGGUGCUAACGCACAUGGACUCCUCCACUCUGCUCCCCUUGUCCACGGCCACGCCUGGUAAACAGCGAAACUGACGAACACCUAAGAUUAUCACCUAAGAUGAUGUAAAAAUAAUAAAAAAAAUAUUUAUAAAAUAAACAUUAUAAACAAUA